CUCCCCUCCGCCUGGAAUCUGGAGGAUCUUCCUCAAUCCUCUUCCAACCAGCGAAAGGAACAUCACGAUUAGCCUCACCUGUUGAUUUCAACGUUUUUGGAGGGAAAGUUUAGAACUAAGGCAAGGGGGCAAGUGUGACCCUGUGUUCUGUCAUCCGUCUGGGUGAGUUUUCUUUGUAGGGUCUGGCCACUAUGGGAGAGGAGAGGGUCCUGAAGGAAUAACCGCACUCCUCUUUCUUUACCUCUGCUCCUUCUCUCUGGGAUGGAUUACAGAUCAUUGCCUGAGCUGACAGUCCUGCACUGCUGGAUGAGCUGCAGGAGAGACUGAGAGACGAAGAGAACGGCUGAAGCCACCUUACAGGGAAUCAACGGUUCAAACCGCUUAACGAGAACAGCUGAAACUCUGCUGGCUGGGGCAUCCAGAAGAAGGACCCGACCGUAGAGCUAUAUCUCCUCUCAGUAGUGUAUUUUCCUUGUGUAUAGGUAAGGAAUAUCCCUAGGUUGCCACCAUGGCACUAAUGGUGGUCAAGUUUGACCUGAAGAAGCGGGUGAAGCUAGCCCAGUUCCUAUGGCUGAUGUACUGGUUCUCAGUGAUGGCAGGCGUGCUCGUCUUCAGCAUGGGACUGUUCUUUAAGAUUGAGCUGCGUAAGCGCUCGGAGAUGAUGGACAACAACGAGAGCCACUUCGUUCCUAACUUACUAAUUGCCGUGGGGCUGCUGGCCUGUGGGAUCAACGCCAUGGGAGGCAAGAUCUGCUACGACUCCUUGGACCCUGUCAAGUUCUCCAGGUGGAAGCCUAUGCUCAAACCCUUCCUCGUCUCCUGUGUGGCUUUCAAUUGUCUCCUGGUGCUGACGGCUCUGCUCUGCUUCUUGAUGAGGAUCCCUCUCCAGUUCACGCUGGCCGAGGGCCUGAAGAACGCCCUGAGGUUCUACAAGGACACAGACACGCCGGGACGCUGCUACAUGAAGAGGACUUUGGACCAGAUGCAGAUUGAGUUCCGUUGCUGCGGCAACAACAACUUCAGGGACUGGUUCGAGAUCCAGUGGGUCAGCAACCGCUACCUGGACUUCAGCGCCAAGGAAGUUAAAGAUCGUAUCGGCAGCAACGUGGAUGGGAAGUACCUGAUGGAUGCUGUUCCAUUCAGCUGCUGUAACCCCGGCUCCCCUCGGCCCUGCAUCCAGUACCAGGUGACCAACAACACGGCCCACUACUCCUACGACCACCACACUGAGGACCUGAACAUCUGGAAACGGGGCUGCCGCGACGCACUGAUAUCCUACUACGGAGGCAUGAUGAACAGCAUAGGAGCCCUGGUGCUACUGGUCGCUAUUCUGGAGGUUAUUGUGAUGAUCGGCCUCCAGUACGUGAACACCUCCCAGUGCAACCUGGCCAACCCAGAAGACCCAGAGAGUGAAAGCGAAGGCUGGAUCCUGGAGAAGACGGUGAAGGAGACGUUUACUGACAUCAUGGACAAGAUGAAAGCCAUGAGCAAGGGUAACGCAGUGGAGGAGGGCGGAGUGGAUGGUGUUGCCACGGUGAGCUGAUCACGAUAUGCCCACACAAACUGAGACCACUCCCACCAAAGGGAAGAGAGGAAGAUUGACUACCUCCUUUGCAUUUAUGACACAACAUACAGACAUACACAAAUAUGCGCACAACACACGUUUCUGGCCAUCUGAAGGGAAAACUAAAAUGGACAGAUCCUGAGUACAUGCCAGCACAUAGGAUAUUUUGAAUAUAUGAAUGUAUGUGUAAGUUAUAUUAUAACCAAUUGAUAUUUUGACUUUCCAAUAUGCCCCCCACACACACACACACACACUCACACACACACUCACAAUACACUUUUUCUAAACCUUUUCAACGCACACACUCCCUCCAACCCCAGCUUUGUUAAUCUUCCAAGCAGUUCCCAUUUGAUGGGAUACUCUCUGUGUGUUUUCUAACAUUCUGUAUAUUUCUGCUCUAUUUCAUGUUCAUAUUUUACAACUUUAUUUGUACCCCUUUUUUACAAAAUGAGUGGAAAAACAUCAAAACACUAUCCACUGUCAUGAAAAUGCAUAAUGUCAGAUAUUUGCAUUGUAUUGAGAAUAUUAUAUAUAUAUAUUAACAGGUUAAGAGUAAGGUCAGGAGAGCAGGUAUGUUGCGUUUUAAGGAUGGUGUGGGACUGGUGGUUGCUACGCGACCCUCCAGCCCAGAAAGGAGGUUAAAGUGGAAAUGUUAAUUCAUCGCCCAAGGAGCAGAGAGUUUUAUCUUAAAAUAUUUGGACCCACCUGUAGAGCACUUUUUAUAUUAGCAAAUUCCAAAGAAAUGGACUGAAACACCUCAGACAUCACCUCUUUAAAGUCCUUCCUCUCCUACCAUUACCUUGAGGGAUGGAGGUGGGCUGGAAACUCCUGGGGUAGGGGAGGUGGAAACAUUUCAACUUAACCUGGUGGUGUUGAAGUUUGGGGUGCGCUGCUGGAGGAUUGGAGGGGCUAUAGGAGACGAGGCGCGGGGGAAAGUGGCAGAGGUGAACCAGGGGUGACCCCAAAACUUGAGGACAUUUGAGAUUGGCAGCUAAACCCCUGAUCUCCAACCCCUGAACUCUGACCCCAGCCCCUGCUCUGUGACAUCACUCAGCAUGUCCAAUCAGCAUUUCUCUUAUUGGACCGUCGAGAGUUACUGUAUAUAUCACACUCACUAAGUUCCUGUACAUACCUCACUCAUAGGCCAACGCCCGUGCUACUGUUAUCUUUGUAAAUAGUCUAGUAUUGAUACAUAACUUUUUUUAAACAAUGUAAUUAAUAUAAAUUAUUUUAUUUACUUUAAAGAAAAUGUGUUUUGCCAUGGGAAAUCAAUCUGGUUUUCUUUCUGUAUGUUGUGUAGAAAGAUGAUAAGACCAUUGUGUAAAUUUGAAUAAAGGAAGUUAGCCCCGUGAA
Messenger RNA from Oncorhynchus nerka (sockeye salmon), 2917 nucleotides. RefSeq names its product peripherin-2-like. Gene Ontology annotation, biological process: visual perception. The transcript is spliced from 3 exons. NCBI's taxonomy places the organism in Eukaryota, Metazoa, Chordata, Actinopteri, Salmoniformes, Salmonidae. Gene Ontology annotation, cellular component: plasma membrane. Bases 509 to 1543 code for a protein of 344 amino acids. The record is from RefSeq and is a predicted model, not a curated record.